UGUUCUGCCCACAUUUCUUCCCAUCUUAAACGUGAGGCUGUGGUCUUUUUAGUAAAAAAAUGUAAAAUCUUUGUUCAUUCUGGACUGUCUUUGAUGAUUCCUCUGUUGUGAGGCCUGUUUAAUUUCAUCAAUCCAACAAUUCUAUCACGGACAACAAAACGUUUCUAGUCUCAUCCAACACGGGCACAAAACGUUUCUGGACUCAUCCAACACACAGUCCUCAAAGGAAGGGCGGUGGAAACGUUUCCCUCGUUAUUUUCCAGAGGAUUACAUUUCUUAAAUCGAAGCCACUUUUGGUGACAAUGGCUGCUCUUUCAGUGUGGUUUUGGAACGAGAGGUUUUGGCUCCCACAUAAUGUGACUUGGGCGGAUCUUGCAGACCCAGCGCCCGGGGUGGAGUAUCCAAAAGCCGGGCACUUACUCUCUGCCUUACCGCUGGCUGUGGGGAUCUUUGCUGUCAGAAUACUAUUUGAGAGGUUCAUAGCCAGUCCAUGUGCCUUCCUCUUGCAUAUCCACGCUGCCUCAGUCCACUGGCGAGCCACACCCAACCCUGUCCUGGAGAAGGUGUUUACAUCCAUCACAAAGUGCCCAGACUCGCGACACCUGGAUGGGUUAUCUAAGCAGUUGGACUGGGAUGUGAGGAAGGUCCAGCGAUGGUUCAGACACAGACGCAACCAGGACAAACCCAGCAUACUCACCAAGUUCUGUGAGAGCAUGUGGAGGCUUAUAUUUUAUCUGUUCAUGUUUACCUACGGGAUCUGCUUUCUAUGGAAGUGCUCAUGGAUGUGGGAUACACAGCACUGCUGGUACAACUACCCCUACCAGGUCCUGACUCCAGGCCUGUACCACUACUACGUGACUGAGCUGGGCUUCUACUGGUCUCUCAUGUUCUCUCAGUUUACUGACAUCAAACGCAAGGACUUCCCCAUCAUGUUCAUUCAUCACCUAGCAACAGUGAGCCUGAUCAGUUUCUCCUACGCUAACAACAUGCUACGUGUCGGGAGCCUGGUGAUGUGCGUUCACGACGCAUCAGACUUCCUACUGGAGGCAGCCAAGCUGGCCAACUACGCCAAGUACCAGCACCUGUGUGACUUCCUGUUUGUUCUGUUUGCAGUAGUCUUCUUCAUCACACGGCUUGUCCUCUACCCUCUAUGGAUCCUGAACACAACAUUGUUUGAGAGCUGGGAGAUCAUUGGUCCAUACCCUUCCUGGUGGCUCUUCAACUCCCUACUGCUGGUGCUACAGGUGCUGCAUGUCAUCUGGUCCUACCUCAUAGCCGGGAUCGCCUACAAGGCCUUGGUCCGAGGAAAGGUUUCUAAGGAUGACCGCAGUGAUGUUGAGAGCAGCUCAGAGGAGGAGGUGGACACCAACGGGACCAAUGGCAGGGGGGUUAAAAUGGUGUUCUCUCGUAAGGUAGAGAACGGCACCAACGGCCACGCCGUCACCACUAGAACCUGGCCACAACAGAUACGUAGCAGCAGCAGCAGGAGGACACUAGUGCCAGCCAGCUAAAUGACUACCAGAGACGACGUAGCGGCUCCCGCUUCCACCUCUCCCUGGCUGUCACCAUGUGGGUCCAUCUGAACCAUGGAAACUCUGCCCUGCUGGGGCUCCUCUCCCUGCUGGCCUCCUGGAAGUGCUACCGCUCGGCUGCCCGGAGGCUGAGGAAGCUCGGGCGGUCUGACUUUGACCACUUUAAGGAGUUAAAGAUCAGAGGAGACAUGACGGAGCACGCCAGGGAACACUUAACAAAACACAGUGGGAUGGCGCUAAUGCAGUGCUUUGGUAGUACCACCUGGGAUCCUAGACUGCUGCUCUUCAUGAGAAAAUAGACACUUCCUAGUAGAUCAAAUCUGACUGGACAUUUACUUUUAGUGUCUGUUAUGAUGAUUGUGUUAAAGGAGUAAUCUGAAAUUCUUGUAAAAAUAUGUUGCUUGAAGUGACAAUGAAGCCCACUUGAAAUCUGUAUGUGCAGGAGCUUCAAGCAAAGUUAAAUAAGGGUCAGUAUGUUGAUUGAACACUAGGGGACAAUACUGGGUUGUUAUCGCUGUCUAAUGCCACCUGCAUCAUGCAUAUUUUAGACAACUAUACAGUUGGUUGAUCAAUACUCUUCAUACAGGGGGUAUUUUUGUGCAAUUCUGUGAUAAUGGAAUUAAGCUGACAGAUUUUUCACUUUAAAAUGUAUGCCAAACAAAAAACAUUGAUUUCAAAGUUUAACAAAUUAUAGAACUCUGCACAGUGAUCAAUGAUCAAUUUACACAGUAAAUUAAAAAAUACAUUUACUGGAAAAAAAACUGUGCAGAUGCAAAGGUUGGUAACAAAAUUACGGUAAAAUCUCCCUCAGUUGUAUUCUGUUACAUAACUUUGUAUCUGCCACAUGUGGCUUGUUGCACCUUAAUUGCGGAGGAAAGGCUCGUGGUAAUGCCUGGAAUGGAAUAAAUAGAAUGGCAUCAGACACAUCUAACUAAUGGUUUCCAUGAGUUUUAUACUAUCCCAUUCACUCCAUUCCAGCCAUUAUUAUGGGCCGUCAUCCCCUCAGCAGCCUCCUGUGAUUUAUUCUGCACAGUUCUUCCUGUAAAUGUGUAUUUUCUGUGGAGUAUGUUAAAAGUAGUCCUUGUGCAUAGAGUUGUAUGGUUUGUUAAACUUUGAAAUCAAUAUUUUUUGUUUGGCAUACAUUUUAAAGUGAAUAAUCAGAGUCUCUCAGCCUAAUUCUUUUACCAUAGAAUUGCCCUUUGGCAAACAAUCAUGAAUGUUCGACUGAUAGAUAACAUAAUAAAUUAAUUUUGUAUGUUUUCAAAAUCAGAAAUAAAGCACAUGAUUUUAACUUCU
Salvelinus namaycush (lake trout) is the source of this 2828-nucleotide messenger RNA. Its product is annotated as ceramide synthase 5-like. The record is from RefSeq and is a predicted model, not a curated record. The coding region runs from base 303 to 1511 and encodes 402 amino acids. Gene Ontology annotation, molecular function: sphingosine N-acyltransferase activity; DNA binding. NCBI's taxonomy places the organism in Eukaryota, Metazoa, Chordata, Actinopteri, Salmoniformes, Salmonidae. The transcript is spliced from 11 exons. Gene Ontology annotation, cellular component: membrane. Gene Ontology annotation, biological process: ceramide biosynthetic process.